Molecule: messenger RNA, 4041 nt
Organism: Urocitellus parryii (Arctic ground squirrel)
Lineage: Eukaryota; Metazoa; Chordata; Mammalia; Rodentia; Sciuridae
Source: RefSeq, a predicted model, not a curated record
AUGGCGGGCUCGCCGCCUCCGGGAGCGGCCGCGGGUUCCGCUCCGCUGCGCCGCCGGCGGUCCUGGGCCGAGCUGCUGGCGGGAAGAGUCAAGAGGCAAAAAUAUAACCCGGAAAGGGGACAGAGACUGACGGACUCGGCCGUGCAGCUCCUGCGACGCCACCAGAGCCUGAGUGACCUUCUGCUCGAGGUGGAAGAUCCACCCUGUGAAAACCUGUGCCUCCACACAUUGAUUGACCGUGACCGGGCCUCCACGCACGGUUCCUGUCCCUUCAUAGGACAAGGCAAUGACAUGCACAUGAAAAUUGCAUUGUGUCAUCUUCACAAUUGUGCAGAGAAGAACUCUCUCUUGCUUGAAGCUGUAUGGCGUCUUCAUGUGCAAAGUGUCGUGAGCCUACAAGAGCUGCUGGAAAGCCAUCCUGACAUGCGGGCUGUGGUGGCGUGGCUCUUCAGGAACCUGCGCCUCCUGUGCCAGCAGAUAGACACCUCCUGCCCAUACCUGGACAUCGCUAGGGCUGUGCUCUCUGGGGCGGCCUUCCCUCCUGAGUCUCCCUCUGCUGUGCUCAGGCUUGGUGUGUUCCAGGCUCUCCCGUGUGGUAGGGUUUCUGCGGAUGCGCUGAAGAGGUUCCUCAGCCACACCCUGACCCAGGUUCUCACUCACAGCCCUGUACUGAAAGCGUCUGAUGCAAUUCAGAGGCAGCGAGAGUGGAGCUUCGUCAGGACCCACCCUCUGCUCACCACGCUGUACCGCAGGCUCCUGGUGAUGCUGAGUCCAGAGGAGUCGGUCGGCCGUUUGCAGGAGGUUCUGGAGACACGUGAGGUCAACUGGCAGCGCGUGCUGUCCUGUGUGUCCACACUGGUCGUCUGCUUUCCAGAGGCACUGCAGCUGGUGCAAGAUUGGGUGGCCCGUUUGAUGGCCCAUGCCUUCGAGAGCUACCAUCUGGACAGCAUGGUCACUGCCUUCCUGAUUGUGCGCCAGGCUGCCCAGGAGGGCCCCUCUGUAUUCCCAUCCUAUGCAGACUGGUUCAAGGCCUCGUUUGGGAGUGCACGGGGCUACCACAGCUGCAGCAAGAAGGCUUUGGUCUUCCUUUUCAAGUUCCUGUCCAGCCUCGUGCCCUGGGAAGCCCCCCGGUACAUGCAGGUGCAUGUUCUCUACCCGCCCCUGGUGCCCGGGAAGUACCGCACCCUCCUCACUGACUACGUGGCCCUGGCCAAGACACGGCUGGCUGACCUCAAGGUUUCUCUGGAGAAUAUGGGGCUCUACGAGCAUUUGUCCUCAAGUGAGGAUGUCACAGAGCCCCACAGCCAGGCAGCUCAAGACGUGGAGAAGGCCCUCCUAGUGUUUGAGCACACGGGGAAGAUCCCAGUCCCGGUCAUGGAGGCCAGCAUAUUCAGGAGGUCCUACUACCUGUCCCACUUCCUGCCUGCCCUGCUCACACCGCGAGUGCUCCCGUCAGCCCCGGAUUCCCGAGAGGCUCUCAUAGAAGCCCUGAAGAGAGCAGAUAAAAUCCCCCAGUCUCUGUAUGCUGCCUACUGCCAAGCCUGCUCCACUGCUGAGAAGCCUCCAGAAGGUGCAGCCUUGGGAAUGAGGGCAGAACCCACCCAUGCCGAGGAGCCCCUGGGACCACUCAGGGUGGCGCUGAGAGAACUCAGAGCCUUGAUGGCAGACCCCACCCAGGCUGACGUUAUAUCUGCUCAGAUGGCCGUGGUUUCUGAACGACUGAGCGCAGCCUUGGGGCGUGGUGAGGAUGACAGCCUCCGGGGCAGGGGGAGGAUUCAGCUCAACGUCCUUGCUCCAGAACUUCAGCAGCAGGAGCAGCUGGUGGUGGACCUCCUGCUCUCAGCUUUCUGUCAGAGCCUGAUGGUGGCCUCCAGCUCUGCCCCUCCAGAGAGGCAGGGCCCCUGGGCAGCCGCCUUUGUGAGGACCCUGUGUGGACCUACGCUGCUCCCUGCAGUCCUCACCCGCCUCUGCCAGCUGCUCCACCACCAGGGCCCACGCUUGAGUGCCUCACAUGUGCUGGGCUUGGCUGCCCUGGUUGUCCACCUGGGUGAGCCUGGGUCUGCACUCCCGGAGGUGGAGCCAGGCCCUCUUGCCCCUGCCAGCAGCCUUCCUGUCCCCAGGUUCCUCGAUAGCCUCCUGACGUGCCACACCAAGGAGUCCUCGCUCUUCUGCCUGAGGUUCUGCACCGCAGCGCUCUCUUACGCUCUGUGCAGGGUCUCUCCCCAGCCCUGCGACUCUUGGCACAGCUGUUUGUCUCCAGGUUUUGUCAAAAAGUUCCAGUUUCUUGUGUUCAGAUUCUUCUCAGAGGCCCGGGUGCCUCUCCCUCAGGAGGAUGCAGCUGGCCUUCCCUGGGGACCCCUGUGCCUUYCCCCUGCAGACUGGAAGAUGGCCACCCUUGCCCUGUGGAGACAGGGCCACUUCCAGGAGCUGCUCACUGGGGAGUUUCGUCUAACCUUUGGGGACUGGCUGCAACUAGAACUGGAAAUCCAACCUGGAGCUGAUGCCCUGUCAGACACAGAGAGACAGGACUUCCACCAGUGGGCAAUCUAUGAGCACUACCUCCCUGCGCCCUCUGCUUCAGGAGGCUGUGAUGGAGACCUGCAGGUGGCGUGCACAGUUCUGGUCAACGUGCUGAUGGACUUCUAUCAAAGUUCGAGGAGUUGGAAUCACUUGGAGAGCUCUGGCUGGGUCCCUGGUGGCCACACAGGAAGUGGGGAUCUUCUUUCCAGGCUGCAGGAGAUGGUUCUUGACCUGGAGCUGGAGCAAGGUGCAGCUACUCAGGGACACUUUGUCUUCUCGGUGUUGCGCAGCCGGCUGCAGCCUCUGGCAGGUGGGGCAGGUGUGGCCACCAGCCUCCAGAGACAGCAGGAGCUGCUUGCGUGCAGACGGCUCCUCCUUCGCCUGCCCCCAUCCAUCCUGGUCGGCGGCCUGCAGGCCCGACAGCCCAUCGACCCCCUCUGCGAGGAUUUCUUCCACUUGGUCAACUCUGAGCUGAGAAACUUCUCCCAGGGAGGCGCCUUGACCCACGACAUCACCAUCCAUUUCUUCAGGGGGCUCCUGAAUGCCUGUGCACACAGCCACGACCCCUUGCUGACAGCCAACCUGACUCUGACUGGGUGCCAGACCAAAUGCCCCAUCCUUCUGACCUCUGCGCUGGCCUGGUGGUCAAGCCUAGAGCCUGUACUGCAAAGUCGGUGGAGAAAACGCUUCCAGUGCCCACUGCCCCUUGAGCUGCAGAGGCUGCAGGAAGCCCAGCAGUUUGCCAGCAACUUUCUGGCCCCUGGCUCGACUUCCCCUGCACCCAACCCUGCCUGGGUCUCAGCUGCUGCAUUGCACUUUGCAGUGAAAAAAGUCAAGACCGAAGGUGCCAGAUGGCCGAAGCUGGACUGCGAGAGAGAGGAGCUACUGGUUCCCCUCUUUUUCUUUUCCUUGAUGGACCUGCUCUCGUCACAUCUGACCCCAAACAACACGGUUGACCCCCCGAAGGCUGUGGACACCUGUGCUGAAGUUCUUGAGUGUUUGCAGAGGCGGAGGGUGGAUUGGCUGGUGCUCUUCCAGUUGACAGAGACGGAUGCGGGGCUAGGGCACCUUCUCCUCCGCCUGGCCCCAGACCAGCAUACCAAGCUGCUGCCUCUUGCCUUCUACAGUCUUCUCUCCCACUUCAAAGACGACACCAUCAUUAGGGAAGAGGCCUUUCUGCGUGUUGCUGUUGACAUGUACCUCAAGCUGGUCCAGCUCUUCAUGGAUGGGGAGACCAGGGCUGUGUCAGCUCCGGCCAGCAGGAGACUAGAGCUCCAGGGCCAGUCCUCUCCCCAGCCUGGCAACCCUGUACAACUCCUCACAGAAGCUCGUCUUUUUCUGCUGCAGUUAAUACCUCAGUGCCUGAACAGCGGCUCCUCAAACAUGGCAGAGCUGCUGGCUGGUCGGGAAGACUGGGACCCUGAGGUGAGCAGCGCCCUUCUGAGCAGGCAGCGGGCUGUGCCGGACACUGACCUCUACCAGGAGCCCCGUCUCUUCUGACUGGAUUCUGCUCAGUGCACC